This is a messenger RNA of Teleopsis dalmanni, 2286 nucleotides long. RefSeq lists its product as uncharacterized. The record is from RefSeq and is a predicted model, not a curated record. Lineage: Eukaryota; Metazoa; Arthropoda; Insecta; Diptera; Diopsidae. Gene Ontology annotation, molecular function: nucleic acid binding. Gene Ontology annotation, biological process: DNA integration. The coding region runs from base 1 to 2286 and encodes 761 amino acids. The transcript has 3 exons.
AUGGUAAAAAUACCAGACGGUAGUUGGAGACCUUGCGGAGAUUACCGUCGCUUAAAUGCAAUCACCAUCCCAGAUCGUUACCCAGUUCCUCACAUACAUGAUUUUGCACACAUGUUAUAUAACCAAAAAGUUUUUUCAACCAUCGACCUGAUUAAGGCAUAUCACCAGAUACCAGUUGAACCGGGAGAUAUUCCAAAAACGGCGAUCAUAACUCCAUUUGGAUUAUUUGAAUUUACUAACAUGACAUUCGGACUUUGCAAUGCAGGUCAAACAUUUCAACGCUUCAUUCACGAAGUAUUACGAGAUCUCGAAUUCGCCUUUGCCUAUAUUGACGACGUCAUUAUUGCAUCAGCAAACGAGGAAGAGCACAGGCAACACUUGCAACAAGUAUUCGAACGAUUCAGAAAACAUGGUUUAAUAAUAAACGUAUCAAAAUGCGUUUUUGCUCAAAACACAGUAAAAUUUCUUGGUUAUCUCAUCAGUGAAAAGGGCAUUCAACCUCUACCAGAUCGAGUGAAGAGCAUCAGCGAGUUCGUACCAAACGCUGUAGAUUCUCAAACUGCACUUCAACAAAUGAUAAAAGGAAACAAGAAGAACGACAACACACCGUUAUGCUGGACUGAAGUGAACAAAACAAUCUUCCAAAAAUGUAAAGAUGAACUAACAAACUCGACACUACUUGUUCAUCCGUCAAAAACUGCUACGCUUGCAUUACAAGUAGACGCCUCGGAUAAAGCUCUCGGCGCAGUUCUUCAUCAAGUGACAGACAGCACGUUUCAACCACUCGGUUUUUUCUCUAAACGAUUAACAGAUACACAAAAACGAUACAGCACAUACGAUCGUGAGUUGUUAGCCGCAUAUCAGGGCAUAAAACAUUUUCGACAUAUGUUAGAAGGUCGUGAAUUCGUAUUAAUAACUGACCACAAGCCACUCACGUUCGCAUUCCAGCAAAAGUCCGACAAGGCUUCACCACGUCAAGUCCGACAGCUUGAUUAUAUAGGUCAAUUUACAACGAAUAUCGUUCAUGUCAGCGGAAAAGACAACAUCCCAGCAGAUUUUCUCUCGCGGAUAGAUAGUAUUAGCAUCCCAAAAAUCGACUACGAUUUUUCAACUGGGCGAAUUCGUCCUUACAUUCCGGAGAAAUACCGGCUACAUAUCUUUAAAGCUACGCAUGGGUUGUCUCAUCCCAGCAUUCGGGGCACAACAAAAAUGAUAGCUGAAAAAUUUUUCUGGCCUUCUAUAAAUGCUGAUAUCAGAAACUGGACCCGACAAUGUAUCCCAUGCCAACGUUCUAAAGUGCAACGUCACAACCGUUCACCUAUUUGUCAAUAUGAACUCGCUGAACACAGAUUCGAACAUAUAAACAUAGAUAUCGUCGGCCCGCUACCACCAUCAAACAACUGCACAUAUAUAUUAACCAUCAUCGACCGUUUCAGCCGAUGGCCAGAAGCAAUUCCGAUCCCAGAUCAAACAGCGGAAACCAUCGCAAACGCACUGAUUACUCAAUGGAUCGCACGUUUUGGCGUACCCUUACGUAUCACAACAGACCAAGGAAGACAAUUUGAAUCUUCAUUGUUCAACCAACUAGCUGAAGUUAUCGGUUGCAAACACUUACGAACUACGAGUUACCAUCCUCAAAGUAACGGAAUGGUGGAACGAUUUCACCGCACAUUAAAAGCAGCCUUAAUGUGCCACCAAACAACUUCUUGGACAGAAGUUUUACCAAUAGUAUUGUUAGGUCUACGCACGACUUUUAAACCAGACAUUGGAGCUUCUGCUGCUGAAAUGCUAUAUGGCCAAACUCUACGUUUACCGGGCGAAAUAGUAAGCAACCCUAGCCACAGAAAUAUAAAUCAACACGAUUUCAUAACCAAGCUAAGAGAACAAAUGCAGAGCGUCAAGGCAACGUUGGUAUCGCAUCAUAUAGACCGAGGCUACCACAUCCAACCGGCUCUAAGCUCAGCCACGCAUGUAUUUAUACGAAAUGACAAGGUAAAACCACCAUUGACGCAACCUUACGAUGGCCCUUACCAAAUACUAGAGCGAAAUGACAAGACGUUUAGAAUACUGAUCGAAAACAAAGAACAAACAGUUAGCAUAGAUCGUCUUAAAGCUGCUUUCAUAUGUCCCGAUACAGACAUUGACAUCCACAACAAAUCAAUGGUAUACCACACUCCAAACAACGUUAAUGGCGACCAGUCUGUGCGACCAAAUACAACAGCUAACCUGACAAAAUCAGGACGCAACGUUCGCUUUCCAACCAAAUUCAGUGACUCCAUCACUUAG